Molecule: messenger RNA, 1740 nt
Organism: Benincasa hispida (wax gourd)
Lineage: Eukaryota; Viridiplantae; Streptophyta; Magnoliopsida; Cucurbitales; Cucurbitaceae
Product: serine/arginine-rich splicing factor RSZ21
Molecular function (GO): zinc ion binding; RNA binding
Source: RefSeq, a predicted model, not a curated record
CAUCAACAACAAGAAAACCAAAACUUGCUCAUCACUUGACUGAUAGCUUUUGCAGACUUCCGAGCAUCGGAGCUCUGCGACUACGGGGAGCGCCGUUUUUCUACCUUAUAUCCGGCUGAUCUCUUCGUACCCUUUGACGAUUCCGCGAGAUCUUUAUCUUGCCGGUUCUUUGGCUCCUUCGCUACAAUGACUCGAGUUUACAUUGGUAACCUGGAUCCACGCGUUACAGAGAGGGACCUUGAAGAUGAAUUUCGAAUGUUCGGCGUUCUUAGGAGUGUUUGGGUUGCUAGAAGGCCUCCGGGAUAUGCAUUUAUCGAGUUUGAUGAUCGCAGGGAUGCUCUAGAUGCAAUACAAGCAUUGGAUGGGAAGAAUGGUUGGCGUGUGGAGCUAUCUCAUAACUCUAAAGGCGGUGGAGGAGGUGGUGGUCGUCGUGGCCGUGGUGGUGGUGAUGAUUUGAAAUGUUAUGAAUGUGGUGAACCUGGUCAUUUUGCUCGUGAGUGUCGUUCACGUGGGGGCUCACGAGGUGUAGGUGGUUUGCGUCGUAGUCCUUCUCCUCGACGCCGCCGGAGUCCAAGCUAUGAAAGAUAUGGCCGCAGGAGCAACAGUCCUCGUGGUAAAAGAUCCCCACGACGUCGCAGCAUUACACCUCCUAAGCGUGGUCGAAGCUACAGCAGAUCUCCUCCAUACCGCCAUGCUCGUCGUGCUUCACCUUAUGCUAAUGGAGAUUGAUGCUGGAAUCAAGGCUGGAUGCUGUGCUGGUAGAACUUAGAUGGUAUUUCUGCUAUACUGUAGUUCUAAUAGGAAUUGUGGAGUGAACCGGAAUCGUGUAGUUAAGUUCAUCUGACAAUUGGUUCUCUUUGAAACCUGGAUUUGGAUGGGUAUCUACGAAGUGGUUUAAGCCACGAAAUGGGGUUCUGUCUGGCACCAUUUUGUGUUGGCUCUCUUCCACCCUGCUGAAACUCGGAGGUUUUCUUUCUUGCUUUCAAAAUUAUAUCUUCUACCUAGAGUUUUAUAUAUACCUUUCUAUCUAUUUGUUAAUAUUUCUUUUUCAUUGGACGCCCCUAAAGAUUUAUCUGUUGGCUGUUUUUUUCCUUUCUUGUUCUUUUGAGGUGUGAUUUUCGGCUAUAUAUGGCAUCGUUACUCAGCUAACUGCAUCUUAGUGCAUCACGCUUCUCAAUAUCUGCUCUGCUCCUCAAUCAUCUUCUUGUUACUACAACUGGUUGCAUGGUGUUUGUAUUGCACUCUUCUGCAAGAAGGCUGCCUAUAUUGUUAAAUCCUUUUUAGGUGGUUGAAGAAGAUGAAGCUGUUUUUAUGUGAUUUUCUGCUCAUCAUCUUCUCUCGCCUAUCAACGUUUUACGAGCUUCUUCUAUUACAUGCACGAAACUAUCGUGAGAGAUUCUUCUACUCAUUUUAUAGCAUCGGCAUCUUUGUGAGCUUCAACUUGUUUAUUGCUCUCCCCAAAUUCUGCCUUGCUCCACCAACCUACCUUCCAUUGUUAUGCAUCCUCCUUCAAUAGCACUUCCCCCUUAAGUUUGAGACCACCACAACUGUUAUCUUCUUCUCAUUAGUUUGUGGUGGUUAUAUUGACUGUUUCUUGUUUGUUCUUUGCAUAGAGAUAUACAUUUAAGACCCCAUUUUCAAUUAAAGAAUCCUCAUUAAUUGAUCUUAUUUGUGAGGUUAUCUUCUUUAAUUGACGGUUCUCACAAAUAAUGUAGAGGCAGCUUUUCAGCCUUUGGAUCU